Molecule: messenger RNA, 1413 nt
Organism: Paramacrobiotus metropolitanus
Lineage: Eukaryota; Metazoa; Tardigrada; Eutardigrada; Parachela; Macrobiotidae
Exons: 4
Coding region: 1-1413 (470 amino acids)
Source: RefSeq, a predicted model, not a curated record
AUGGCAGCGCAGCACUGUCUCCAACUCGCCCGAAUACAGCCCGCGGUGCUGUGGCAGACACGGACCAAGGAUCCGGGAGCCAGAAAGGCGACGGAACUGGAGCGGAUGAGUCCGCAGAUAGCAGCCCCCCUCGCCUCCGUAUUGAUGCGCGCCGCUCACGCGCCCUUCCGAAUGCAGACUCCGCCGGCAAAACUGAUGCGGCAAUACGGCUCCGGCGAAGAAAAAGCGCGGUGCCGCUCGUCCGAAGGCUGCUCCCACACGCUCUUCUUCCCUUCUCCGGCCACCGGUCCUCCGGCCAACGGCCCUCCGGCCAACGGCGCUCCGGCCACCGGUACUCCGGCAGCCGGUCUUCCGGCCACCGGCCCUCCGUUCACCGGCCUGCCGACCCUGACCCCAACUACCCGGCCUCCACCGUCCAGGCCUCCGCCGACUCGGGCCCAGCCGACCCGAGCUCCGCGGACAUCCGGUCCGUUGACCAGGCAACCCGCUAAGCGAACCUUGAGCCCGGCACGUUUCGACCAAGAGCCCAGCACCAGCAGUGGGCCGAACGGUUCUGUCCGCAAGCAACAGCUUGGGCCUGCGCAGAAGAAACAGCGCUCAGCUGCCGCUCCGGACGGGAUGCAUCUGUGCAACCGCAUCACGAAGUUGAAGGUCGGCAGGAAGACCCAUCCGGUCGCCCACUGGAAGUCGACCGUACUCGAAUUUCGCCAUAUUGAUGUACCGUCUGACGCCGAGCUUUCCGAAGAAGAAGGAGAGCUGGAAGAUUUCGUGGAUGCCCGUGACGGGCAAAGUGGAUAUGUAGAGGCUCGUGAACGCCUGGAGAAGCUGCGUGAAGACAUCCAGCUGCGCGGCGGCAAAAGGUUCCGUUGUCCAUUUUGCGGCUUUCUUGCCGGCAGUACUGGUCGUAAGGAGACCGUCGCGCGUCACGUGGGCGGGAUUCCAGGACACGGAGGUCAGCGGUCGUGCUGGGCUUGGGCCACGUCGGAUGAUCCAGUCUCCCGUCACGAAUACCUGCUGCGGCGCUUCCCCACCCGCAAGGUGCAAUGGGUGAUGCUGAACGAGAACGGGGACGAGACGGGAGAAUCGGGCGAGGAAAACUGGCCUCCGGCGUGGGUUGGGCGCACUACUUACCUGUACCCAGAGCACGAACUAGACGCUCAUGUGGUCCAGCAACACGCGCAGGCCGAUGGGCAGCAGCCUGCACUGGAGGUCCUGGCCGGUGGCGACGCAGAAGAAGUGCCGCAACAGCCGGCAGCGGCUGCGGGGCACGCCGCGCUGGACAGCUGGACGGAGGAGGACGAAAACCUGGUGGAGACCGGGGCAGGUUGGGACGCUCUGAUGGCUGGUGGGGAAGCGGUUCCCGAAAACCCAUUGCUGUCGGAGGAUGAGGAUGGAACUGGCGGGGCAGCCUAA